This is a messenger RNA of Rosa chinensis, 3770 nucleotides long. RefSeq names its product putative disease resistance protein At3g14460. The transcript has 12 exons. Lineage: Eukaryota; Viridiplantae; Streptophyta; Magnoliopsida; Rosales; Rosaceae. Bases 31 to 2049 code for a protein of 672 amino acids. The record is from RefSeq and is a predicted model, not a curated record.
AACUUGCGGCACAUUUAUUUUGGUAGAUAUAUGAAAGUUCCAAGUGGAAUAUUGGGACGGUUCACAAAUCUUCGGUCAUUACCUUUUCUCAAGGUGGGUAAAGAGACAGGUCCGAGAAUUGAGGAAUUGAGUGGUUUAAACCAGUUGCAGAACACCUUGUCUAUUUAUGAACUGGAAAAUGUAAGAGAUGGAGAAGAAGCGCAGAAAGCAAACUUAGUUGAGAAGAAACAUAUUCGCAAGUUAAUCCUUGGAUGGAAGCUUGAUAGGCCAAGCCACAAUGUGAAGAAUGACGACGAUGUACUAGAAGGCCUACGACCACAUGAUAGUUUGGAAUUUUUGAAGAUUCUUGAAUUCAUGGGUGUUGAAUUUCCAUCAUGGUUAUUGCUAGCCAAGAAUUUGAAAAAGAUUGAAUUAUUGGGCUGCAACAAAUGUGAAGGAGUUCCAGUACUUGGGCACUUACCCAGUCUUAGUUGUGUGAAAAUUAAGAGCAUGGAGAAUCUAACUUGUAUGGGAUCUGAGUUUUAUGGUGAUAACCAUGUUAACUGCGGAAAUGGAUCAAGUAAGGAGGCCCGGCCUUUGUUCCCUGCUUUGAAAACAAUGCAUAUUGAGGACGCACAGAACCUGAUUGAAUGGAUGGAAGCGCCAACAGAGGGAGGAAGUAGGGUGGUGUUUCCUUGCCUUGAGGAGCUGACCUUGAUUCACUGUGACCAACUGACAAGUGCUCCCAGUCAUUUUCCAUCUCUUAAAAAGUUGGUGAUACGAGACAUGGAUAGUGGAGGCAUGCCAAUAGCAAGUAUUCUAAGCAAUCAACUCACCACUCUCACUUAUCUCAGGUUAUGGAAUGUGGGGGGACUUACUUGUCUGCCGGAAGGGAUGUUGGAAAAUAACAAGAAUCUUGCACAUUUAAACAUAUCUUCAUGUUCGGAGUUGACUCAUAUAUCAGAAGGAUUUGAGCACUGCUGCACAUCUCUUUCUCAUUUGUCUAUAGGGAAUUGCAAUAAUUUGAGAUAUUUACCUGAUGGGAUACUCACAUCUUCUCUUAAAACGCUGUCGUUGUGGCAUUGUGACAAUUUAAAGUACAUCCCAGAUGCUACACGCGGUGGUCUUACAACCCUUGACACAUUGAAUGUGAGGAGGUGCCCCAAAAUAACUUCCAUUCCAUUUUCACAAGGCCUCCCAUCUCUCGGUGUAUUAAGUAUAGAAGACUGUCCCGAAUUAUCAAGUCUACCAGGUGGGCUGGAAUUCUGUACCUCUAUUCGGAGGUUGAGAAUAACAAGGUGCCCUAAGGUACCAUCCAUUUCAAUCGAAAGUCUGAGUACAUCCCUCCAAGAGUUGUGUGUAAGUAAUCUAGACUCUCUUCCAAUUUCACGAGGAGGCUUCACAUCACUCCGUGACUUGGAAAUCUGUUACUGCGAAAGUGCACAAUUUGGGCCAGAAUUUAGUGCCUUUCUUCAAACCCUUGAAUCUCUUCAAAAAUUGAAGAUAUGGGAUUGCGAUAAUCUUGAAACUAUUCCAAGUUCAGACAAGCUCACAUCCCUCCGCAGCUUGGAGAUUCGUUGGUGUCGUAAAUUAAAAUGUCUACCGAAUGGAUUAGCAGCAUCGUCACAGUCCUGCAGUCUCACCCGUUUGAAGGAAUUGACAAUUGGUCAUUUCUGCGAGAAGCUCCAUGCAUUCCCGGCUUUUCAGGCUAUACCACAGCUUGAAUCAUUAACCAUCUGUGGGUGGCGUAAGCUCAAGUCUCUCCCUGAACAAAUUCAACACUUGCCUUCUUUAAGACAUUUGGAAAUACGGUCCUUUGGUGGAGUGCAGGCUAUUCCAGAAUGGUUGGGAAACCUUGCAUCUCUGGAGGACCUGACUAUUAGGUCGUGCAGUAGUCUGAAGUAUCUACCUCCUGUGGAAGCUAUGCAACGCCUCACCAAAUUGAAAGAGAUAAACAUCUCCAACUGUCCCCGUCUAGAAGAAAGAUGCACGGAGGAGAGCGGCUCAGAGUGGCCUAAGAUUCGUCAUAUUCCAUUAAUCAAGAUUGGAGAUAUAAAAAUCGAGAAUUAACCAACAUCGAGGCGAAUAAGGAUGUAUGAGGAACAAAUAACAGAUAAUACACCACAUGCUGAAGAAUUGUGUUGCAUAACAGAUAAUACAUACACCAAGGAAGAGGUGUGUAAAUGGAGGCUGAUAUGCUUAAGACCAUGAAAUUUGAUUUAGGCAAUCCUACAUUAAAGACAAUUUUAAGGAGAUUCAAUAGAGUUGCUGAAGAGAGCAAAAGAUUUGUUUUUGACAAACAAUUUCUGGAGGUUUUUGCUAAAUUGGAGGAGUAUUUGUUUUGCAAACAGAGUCCUGGCUGUCCAAAACACCAGAUGAGGAGGAGUUGAGUCAGCUAAACUAGUAGUGCCAUCUCCCAAGUUCAGUUUGUUACUCUGAAUUGUCCUCCAAACCAGUGGUGUAACAUUAUUUGGCCAUCUCUUGACAUAUUGCAGAGUACAGCUCUUUGCAGCAGGGAUUGGGGGACAAGGUUUUCGUCAUUUUUGGCUCUGUUGUGCUAAAAGCAAUUUAUGCCAUCAAAUUGGACGUCUUUGGAUGGCAACAAUGUGUGAUGUCUGAUGGAUUAUAGAAACAAACUAAUUGGUGAAGCAUGUAGCUUUCUUUGUCUUCUUUUUCUUCCAAUUUCAAGAGUUGGUGCUCACAAAAAUUGCCGAUAUUUUAUGAACCUUUUGGUUUGUACCUUGCCAGAUGCUCUGUAAUAUUUGAGAUUAUGGCUGUCAUGUACCCAUAAGCAGUCAUUUGGUGCAGGCAAAGGCAUUCUCAGAGCCCAAAAAAAAUUCAAAGUUCAUUGACACGCACAGAAGAAGGCGAGUUUCUACGGAGGUUUACUUACAUCCAUUUACGUUAUAAGCACUAAGCAAUCCCUUAACUUUAUGAAGUUCUGCACCAAGGCAAGGUUUCCUGUCAGAGCUUUCAGUUUGUGCCUCCAAGUUGUCCUCCAAAGUGGUGGUGCAAGAUUAUUGGGCUAACUCUGUUUUCCUAAACUCUUUUAAAAUCGUUACUAGCUUGGAAGGAGAUGUAUUGAAAAUUCUUAAUGGCUUUCACAAUACAGCAAGCCAAGAUUUUCUCCUUAUUUUAUUGUCAAUAUUGGGGAUUUGGUUUCUCCAAAGCAACUGUUAGCCAUCUAGUCUGAGAUCUUUGGAUGAUAAUCAUGAUAUGGAAUGGAAAAAAGCAAUCUAAGAUGAAGCCUGUGUUGAAUUGAACUUUUAAGAUUUUAGUCUCAGAUGGUGUUGGUCUUUUUAGUGCCAGCCAAGCUGAGAUGUUCCACUAGAGUUGGGAGUACGUACGGAUGCCAUUGUUCUUUCGGUUACUGGGCAAAAGUUUGGAUAUAGGCUCAUCUGUGCUUGUGGAUACUUAGCUGAACAACCUAUCAGGAGUGGACACAUGGGCAACAUGCUCCACGUCAGCUUGGAAAACUUAUCAAGGGGCCUCACAUUCACACAUGAUGAGACGUCUGCCCAUGCCUUGUAGCUACUUAGACAGUCAAACAUUAAGGAGCUUCAAUUCCAUGCCUCAAGGGACGAUGUUUCAUCAUUCUCCAUUCAGUUGCAUUCACUUUUUUACUUGUAUUUUCAUAGCUAAACCAUUAUACAGUGUAAUUGACCAUAUUUAUUUCGAUCAUAGUGAAACCACUAGCAAACUACCGUGAUGUAGCCCUAAGCUCUAGGCUCUAGCUGAGUUUUGGGUAAACACGUAAUUCUCUAGUGUUAUUUUGUGUGAUUGUCUUUUAA